UGUUGAUUAAACUUCACUGUGGGGGAUGAGAAGGCACAUGCCUCUGAGGAAGCUGGCAUUCCAGAGGCCAGGAAUUCGGGGUUUGAAUGUUGUUUGUGUUCAUAGCUCCAGAUAAGAUCUGAAACAGAGAUCUUCGGUCUGGAGAAGUGUCUGGUGCUGUCGGAUGGCUCCUCAUCCUUCUGGCAGACAGGACUGCCUUUCAACAUCGAAUGAAGGACCCACAGUAAGUACUGAAGACUAGAAGAACAACUGCUGUGGACAUUGAUGCUGAGACUAGACACACCAGCAGUGCUUGGAGUCUCUACACCAUAAAAGAAGCAGCAUCUCCUGGGAUUGCAGAUGGGAUUUGCAGGCUUCUGGUGAUAGACGGGAACAGUACAAAACUGAUAUCUUGCCUGAGAAAUUGGAUCUGUGUGCAGAGCGUCUGGGAAUGCUGGGAGACAGGGUGUGCACGUUGUUCUGGGGAAAUCCAGAGGGAAGACCAGCCCAGUCCUUCCACACACCUUGGUGAGGCAGCGCCUGGCCAGCACCUCUGGGCAGCAGCGCCUCUGACGCUGACCGGGAUCUCACCAUGUGCUGCUCCAGGAUAAGGCUCCCGAAAACUGCCAAAGCCCUGAUUUGCCUCAUUGUUGUAAUGCAAUUCUGCCUCUUCUUUGUCAAUUCCAGCUCCUUGUUUGACUUGGCAAAGACAAAGAUUUUCAGGAAAUUGAACAUUUUCCAACAUGCCCCAGAGACACAACAAGUGGAAACCCAAGAGCAACAGGGUUUAAACUAUUCUGAUCAUGGGGACUCCAGGAGCAUUUUAAAGGUGACUUUGGGAGGACACAUCACAAGACUCAAAGGUGUGGUGGAGAAGACACCAAGAUGGAAGGGAAAGGAGGAGCAGAAGGAAACAAUGAAACCAGUUAUGAGAGUCAAGGAAGCCAAGGAGAAUGUGGCUGUGAAACCACCACCCCAGUCAGAGGGAAUCAAGGAGAUAGCAGUGAAAACAACCCCUAUAGUGCAGGGAAACAAGGGGAAAACAACAGUGAGGCCAGCUCCAUGGGUGGAAGAAGCCAGGGAAAAGACAACAGUGAAACCACUUCCCAGGGAGAAGGGAGGCAAAGAGAAGGUGACAGUGCCACCAUCCUCUGGGGUGAAGGGAACACAUGAGAGCAUCACAUCCAUAGACCAAACAAAACCCAAAGCACCUCCUGCAUCAAUGAAAAGUGCAAGACCUGCUCCUCAGGCUGCUGCAGUGACGCAGGCGAGGAAACUGAGCGCUGCUAACUUCACAUCUGAGCCACACUGGGAUUUCGAGGACGAGUACCUGCUGGAUAACUCAUCCCCACCCUCGACCUGCUCUGAAUCAGUGAGGGCCAGAGCUGCCAAGUCUGACUGGCUUCGGGAUCUUUUCCUGCCCAACAUCACACUCUUCAUAGACAAGAGAUACUUCAGUGACACUGAAUGGAACCGCCUGGAGCAUUUUAUACCCCCCUUUGGCUUCAUGGGCCUGAAUUAUUCAUUGGUAAAGGAGGUCAUAUCCCUGCUGCCCCCAAAGCCCCACCAGCAGCUGCUCCUGGCCAACCAUGACAGCAGCGUGCCCACGUGCAUCAGCUGCGCUGUUGUGGGGAAUGGAGGAAUACUGAAUAACUCUGGGAUGGGCCAGGAGAUUGACUCCCAUGACUACGUCUUCAGGGUGAGCGGGGCUGUAAUCAAGGGUUAUGAAAGAGAUGUGGGAACAAAAACUUCCUUUUAUGGAUUCACAGCCUACUCCCUGGUUUCCUCUCUUCAGAUCUUGAGACACAGAGGGUUCAGCCACAUCCCACAGGAUAAACAUGUCAGAUACAUUCACUUCCUGGAGGGAGCAAGAGACUAUGAGUGGCUGGAGGCUCUCCUGUUCAACAAGGAGAUCAGGAAAGGAUUCUUGAACCUCAGCGGGCAGAAGCCCCGAGAGAAAUUCAACAACGAUUUCACAAUGGACAAAUAUCUGGUGGCUCACCCUGAUUUCCUCAGAUACCUGAAAAACAGGUUUUUAAAGUCUAAAUCUUUGGAAAAGCACUACUGGAGGCUGUACAGACCCACAACGGGGGCCUUCCUGCUGCUGACUGCCCUCCACCUCUGUGACCAGGUCAGUGCCUAUGGCUACAUCACGGAGGGGCACGAGAAGUACUCGGAUCACUACUAUGACAAGGACCGGAAACACCUGAUUUUCUACAUUAACCAUGACUUCAGGCUGGAGAAGCAGGUGUGGAAAAGGCUUCAUGAUGAAAAUAUCAUGAAACUUUACCAGAGGACCUGACUGUGGCACAGGCCAUUGCCUGGGAAAUCUCAACAACACCUCACUGGGAACAGAAGAGGACCACCAGAGCCAAGGUUAAGUCUGGACUGCCAGGCACAUUUCAUCCCCACAAAGACAUUUCCCUCCUUCAGCACCUCUGUUAUUUCACGACACUUCAACAAAUGUGUGAAUGCUGCAGACCUAAAGACCAACAAGAAAAUGCAGCGUGCCAGCAAAGUCCCAUCUGGCUGCGCUGCAGGACUCUUGCUGCUUGUUGUAAGAAUGGGUGUCAUGAGAGCAGAAUCCAGGAUGGAUGUGGUUCCAUGUACUUUGUGUAAUCCAGGUUUUCACUCUUUGCAAGGAGAUGCUCAUCAGGCUGGGGCCACUUCCCUUCUGUGUGGAUCCUCUCUGUUAGCAAUGCCCAUUUUGGAGCUGGGCAUUGUCUGAACAAACUCCCUGAGGAGCUGGAAUGGAUGGAGGUGGAAACACAGAUCCUGUUUCAGGUCGACUUAAUUUCUGCAGAGUGGGGGCUGCGCUCACUCUGCUCCCUGAGAUAAAAAGCAUGGACUGGACACUUCCAGGUGACUAAUUUGAGUUUCACCUCUGCUCCCCAGUGGGGCCUUGCUAUGACACUUCCAGAGGAGCACUGCCAUCAACUCAAGAGCAGGUGGCUGUUCUCCAUGAUGCAACACACCUUCUGUACCUGGUCCCUCUUGCCCCGGGGCUCCCCUGGCUGCACAAAAUGUGAAUUUUGUGGCAUGGACCUGAUGUGCCCAGUCCUUGCAUAGCUGGGCUUCGUCAUGCUUGGCUCCCAGCUGUGCCCAGAGCUCUGUGUUUGUCCCAUUCCCAGGAGAGGUAGGAGCUCUCCAGGUCCAGGGAUGGAUGCUAUCUGUCCUUGCUGCUGGCUGAAGUGCCUGUCCCCCGUAGUGCUGAGAGGGGCCCAGCUGCAGCCAGCAAACCUGGAGGGUAUUGGCCUCCUGGAAGGGGUUUUGUGAGCAAAAUAAAUGGCACCACUUUGGCCAAGCUGA
This is a messenger RNA of Hirundo rustica (Barn swallow), 3288 nucleotides long. RefSeq names its product ST6 N-acetylgalactosaminide alpha-2,6-sialyltransferase 1 (gene ST6GALNAC1). Gene Ontology annotation, molecular function: alpha-N-acetylgalactosaminide alpha-2,6-sialyltransferase activity. NCBI's taxonomy places the organism in Eukaryota, Metazoa, Chordata, Aves, Passeriformes, Hirundinidae. The coding region runs from base 572 to 2281 and encodes 569 amino acids. The record is from RefSeq and is a predicted model, not a curated record. The transcript has 12 exons.